Homarus americanus (American lobster) is the source of this 579-nucleotide messenger RNA. Its product is annotated as proline-rich protein 2-like. Lineage: Eukaryota; Metazoa; Arthropoda; Malacostraca; Decapoda; Nephropidae. The record is from RefSeq and is a predicted model, not a curated record. The coding region runs from base 1 to 579 and encodes 192 amino acids. The transcript has a single exon.
AUGAACGGCACCAUUUCAUUAAAAAUUACACAAAAUUCUGGAAAAGAAAAACUAACUAGUCACUAUAAAAAGCACACACAAAAAAAGGCAGGCCAGGCCAGAAGACCCAAAGUAGGUCCAGCCACAAGACCCAAAGUAGGCCCAGCCACAAGACCCAAAGCAGGCCCAGCCACAAGACCCAAAGUAGGCCCAGCCACAAGACCCAAAGCAGGCCCAGCCACAAGACCCAAAGCAGGCCCAGCCACAAGACCCAAAGUAGGCCCAGCCACAAGACCCAAAAGCAGGCCCAGCCACAAGACCCCAAAGCAGGCUCAACCCAGGGGCCAGCAGAUCAGCCACAAGACCCCAAAGCAGGUGCAGCCUGGGACCCAAAGCAGGCCCAGCCGCAAGACCCAAAACAGGCCCAGCCGCAAGACCCAAAACAGGCCCAGCCACCGCAAGACAGCCCAAAACAGGCCCAACCAGAACCCAAAAGCAGGCCCAACCAGGAGACCCAAAUCAGGCCCAACUAGGGGCCCAAAAGCAGGCCCAGUCACAGACCCAAAAGCAGGCCCAGCCACAAGAACCCAAAGCAGGUAG